GAUUUGUGGACAUGACUGUUUUAUUCUGAAACGUUUGGGGCGGAAGUGUAUCUUGUUGCUGAUAGCGGAACAGUGGUUUGUCCUGAGUUGAACGACAAAGGGCUGCAAAGGAAUUGAGACCGGGUACAAAGGCGCUCCUCGUAUCACUGUUAAAGCCUCGCUGUGCACACAGACAGUAUUUCGCGCCCUGCUCCUAUCCUUCAGUUGGAACCCAGUGCUACAUUCUCCGUCACCAACGGCACCAGAGGGACCCAUUUCAUAUUUGGACCUGUGGCUGGUGCUGCAACAGUGACAGCGCUCAGAUUGGCUCAGAUUGAGACCCAGGCGCAGAUUGCCCUCCAGCAGCUUACUACUCUAGCAACUAUUGUUGGCAACCAGUGUCACAACAUCAACGGGUUUGCAGCAGCAUUAUCUCCUUACUUGGCCCUACUGAAUCUUCUCAAUAGACAACGGGGGUCAGCUGUUGGGUUUAACCGAGGCACCACCAGCAAAGGUUACAGAAACACACAAGUGUGUUUCUCUGCUGCAAUGUACCACCACCACUCUCAACAACAGGGGCCACCUCAUGGCCCCAGACCUCCUCAUCAUCAGCCGCCUCCAAACCAACAUCAGAAUCGCCCUGCACCUGAUAUGCUUUCGCAGGUGAUGGGUUUCCAGUUUCCCCGUCCCACUCAGCUCCCCGAUGAACUUGAGUCUGCCCUGGCCAUACGUGGUGGUAGGGACAUGGAUCACCGCCUUGUUGACCACAUGAACCGAGCAAACCAACAUCAAAACCAAAGCUCAGAUUCUGGGAUUGGUCAACAUGGAAGCUACAGCUCUAACCCAAUGGCACUCACCACUGAUAAUCAGCCCAGCCAACAGCAAGGAGUAGACUGGUCUAGCUACCAACCUCCAACUAAACUGUUUGCCAGUCCUCCACCUAAUACUAGCCACCAGCCCCAACGACACCAAGGGCCGCAACAACAGCCCCAGAGCAGCCACACUGGAACAGGCAUGCAAAGCUGGACUCCCCCUGUAACUGAAUUACCAUCUUCGCAAGCCCGCCACCCCCACAGUGGUGGUGGGGAUGGGCAGGGUUUGUACACACCGGAAAGUGCAGGAAGUAUAUUGGCUAGCUUUGGACUUUCAAAUGAGGAUUUAGAAGUCCUGAGUCACUACCCUGAUGAUCAGCUAACUCCAGAUACUUUACCGUUCAUACUCCGUGACAUCCAAAUCAAUAAGUCAGGCAACCAGAAAAAUGUGGCUUCCACUUCCACAUCCUCGUUCUCACGCAACAUUCAUGAUAUGCCACUGCCUUCUUCCCGUUCUUCGCCUUUGGCACGUUCACGCUCUCCGGAAGUGCCCAGCCUUCUAACUGUUACACAGACAGCAGGUAAAGUCAUUGACUAUGGUCAUGCCAGUCGGACAAAGGAAGAGAAUACUACUAGAGAGACUUUCAAAAGAGAGCCGCUCUCCAGUGAAAGGACAGUUAAAAUGUACCCAUCUUCUUCGUCCACCUCAUCAGCUCCAAAAGCUGAUAAAGCUGAAAGGCGGCAGGUUCGCUUGGAACACACUGAAUCAAGCAAGCAUGGAGACCGGGACUAUCGCAGGACAAGUAGCGACCAUCGCAAGAGCAAUCGGUCACCUGGCAGGGAUUUUCCAUCAUCAUCAUCUAAAUCUCGUAAUCUAGACAGGGACUACAGACGUGAUGGACCCAAACUUCGGCCCUCAUCUGAAACCAGGAGUGAGGCUUCUUCAAGACGGUCUCUCUCCUCUUCAUCUGGCUCUAAACCACACAGCAGCAGCAAGAAGUUACCUACCCCCACCAUGAUAAGUGAUUUCUCAGCUGUGUCUCCAAAGGUGUAUCCCCAUACCUGCUCCUUGUGCAACAUACAGUGUGAUCAGGAAAAGGACUGGGUUGACCAUAUUAACACUGUUAACCACACUGCUGCCUGCAGAGACCUCCGCAACAAGUACCCUGAUUGGAAACCGAAUCUACCAAGUCGCAGUGGGCGAUAUGGCAGCCGGGCUCUGUGGGAUCCCAGGGAUGGCUCUCCAUCGCAUUCCAUGUGCGGAUCCCGUUCUUGUUCUCCUACCCCAAGUCCUCCUCACAGCAAAAAUAGGGCGGGCCCCUAUCUCCACAGGCCACACGGGAGGCCUUAUUCACCCAACUAUCGCCAUCAACACUACACAGGGGGUUCCUCUCGCAGUGGUGUGAAACGUCCUCAUGAUAAUUCUGCCAAGUUCCCCUCUGACUCCAGCAGACAUCCAUCCUUCUCCAAGGUGGGGUACAGCUCCAAACAUGGACCACCACAGGCCUCCACCAAAACCUUUAAGAGCAUGAUGAGGCCUGGAACCAAGGCCACUAAGACGACUGCCAAGCCUCAACCAGCUAAGAAGAAGAAGAAGCUCGGGACUUUAGGCUCCCAGGACUCUUCUGUUGCAGAUCGUCUGGUUUAUCUGACAGGAAUCCCAAAGGAUGCCACAGAACAAGAAGUUACUGACUUGGUCGGGUCCUUUGGAAAGAUCAACAAUGUGAUCCUCAUGCCAUGCUCUGAGGAAGAGAGUGAGAAGGGUGAAGGACAAAAGGCAUCUGUCUGCAUGGUGAAGGCAGAAGAUGCUCAGGCUCUGGCUACCUCAACAGAUCUCUCCAUCAGAGACCAGCAAAUCACUGCUUUAGUAGCCAAGAAAUCGGAAACAGGCCCAUCAAAUGAUGCCAACAGCAGCAAACCUGCUGCAGAUGAGGACAAAGGUGCAGUUGAGGAAGACUCUGGAGGUGAGGCUGACCAGAAGACCUCUGAUGAGAAAGGCGUUCUGUUGAUCACAGGACUUCCUGAGAGCGGCUGGUCAGAGAGUGACAUCAUCAAGCUGGUUCACCCCUUUGGAACUCCCUCUGACAUCAUCCUGGCAACAAAAAUUGGAAAGGCACUUGUGUCAGUUCCAGACAUGGAGAUUGCUCAAGAGAUAGUGAAAGUCAACACCUUUAUGCCUAUGAAGAUCAACAACUCUGAGCUGAAGAUGAUUCAUCUCAAACAGUGCAUCACUCUCACCACACCGGUGGCUCUGUACAAUCUACUGAUUGGAUCAGUGGACCCAUUAGAGAGUCCUGUUCCAGUAGGUUGGAGCAGCCUGUUGGUGAUCAGAAAUGUUCCCAACACACCAGCUGGCUCCUCUGAGGUCCAGAAACUGGUGCGACGUUUUGGUACCGUCAUCAAGACCCUAGAGCUCAGCAGUAUGGUAAUUUGUGAGAUGGCAACUGCAGCCAUGGCCCUUUCUGUUUACAAACGCUUUCAGGCGUUCCCAUGCAUCAUCCAGAACAAUCCUCUGUUCUUUUCCCGCAAGCCUGACCCCAAAGCCAACACGCAGACCAAAGUCAUCACUGCAUACCUUGAUUCAUCUGAGGAUACACCAGCAAAUGGCAAAGGCAGCCAAAAAGCAGCAGCUGCAGAAGAGGAGAUGGCACAUAAAGAGGACUCUGAAUGUCCAUUGGAGGGCAUGGAAAAAGACAGUGAUGGGAAGGAUGAGAAAAUGAAGAGCGAGAAGAGAAUUGGUGAAGAUGAGGAUUUGAGAGACAAUGGGAGCAAAGACACAGAGAUCAUUAAAGACGAGCUUACUAAUACUGUUUCUGACUCCUUCACUGCACCAGACGCCAAACCAAAAGCAGACUUGGAGACAAAAGAAAAAUCAGCUGUUGAAAUUGUCAUGGAGGCAGCAGAGGAAACAAAAAGUGUAGAUGAAUCCAAAGUAGGAGAUGGUGACACUCAGGCUGGUGAAGACACAAAAACACCUAGCUCUGAUGCCAAAGCAGUUCCUCAAGAGAUGGCCAUGCCACAGCUCCCCAAGGUGACGCAAGAGAUGGUUAAUGCACUGCUUGUGGAGUGCCGAACAAGGACAGCCAGCCAUCCCAACAGCAUGGCAUUUCCCACCAAUGGGAAUCACAGUGAAACACAAAUGGAGACAGACCAGCAUGAAAAAGCAGCAGAGGAAACAAAAGAGCCAGCCAAGAUCGUCACAGAGGAGGAGCAGUCAAAGAAGCAGGAGAGGGAGCGAAAAGAGAGGGAGUUGGAGGAGGAGUUGGAUGCGUUCCCAUUCAACAUGAGUGACUUUGUAACACUAGAUGAAGUAGGAGAUGUGACCGACCUUCCUCACUCUCCUUCUCCCACUGUUCCCAUGCAAGACAAUAAAAACGCAGAGGGAGGGGAGGACGAUCCCACAUCUGUCCCAAAGGAUGCCCCAGAGGAUGUUACCACAGAAAUAAAAAUGUUGGACACCACAGUGACCCUGAUUGAGUCUGAUCAGCUUGUGUCAGGGUCUGACCCUGUGACUGUGCUGACUGGUGGUUUGGUGUCAUCAGAUCUGACAGCUGGUGUUAUCCCAACAACUGAAGCGUCACAUGCACUUGCUUCACAGUCUGAUUCUUCCCAAACCCAAACACAGGUGGCAGCAUGUGAACCAGAAGCACUUAAGACAGAGACCACACAGACAGCCACUUUGGACUCCAUCUCAGAGGUUGGACCCUGUGUGACACCUGCCCCUGCAGCUUCAACUGCCCCAGCUGACUCCUGUUCAAACAGCCCUGCAGCAGAGGCAGCGACUGCAGAGAGUGAGGAAGAUGAGAAAGAGAACAGUGCUCUCAAUCAAACCAAGGCUAAGGGGGAGGAGAUUGUGGUGGUCACUGAUAGGACAGUGGAACACGAGAAGAUGCAGGAUGGAACGGACAAAGAGACGGGAGCUCCUGCUGCAGAUCUGAGAAAGCUGGAGAGGUCUGAAACAAACACUGAAGAGAGUGAGAAGGAGAAAUUGAAGACAGAAACUCAGACAAGAACAGACAACUCCCUCCCUCCCUUUGACCCUAGCAAACCAGUCGGUAUGGAGUUCUUGCUCCCAAAGACAGGUUUCUUCUGUAAGGUGUGUAAUAGGUUCUUCACUGGAGCCAAAGAGGCAGAAAUCAACCACUGCAAAACCCUCAAACACUACGAUAACCUACAGCUGUCAGCUGAACAUCGACCUGAGCAACAGCUGUUCCCCACCAACUUCCCAGCACAUCCCAAUUCCAAUGUCCACACUGCCCAUUCCUGGAAGGCCCGCAAUAGCUUGGUGCUGUCCCACUGUCAAAUCAUCAAGGGCAUGUGA
This is a messenger RNA of Acanthopagrus latus (yellowfin seabream), 5112 nucleotides long. Its product is annotated as zinc finger protein 638-like. The record is from RefSeq and is a predicted model, not a curated record. Gene Ontology annotation, cellular component: nucleus. Gene Ontology annotation, molecular function: nucleic acid binding; zinc ion binding. The transcript has 24 exons. The coding region runs from base 529 to 5112 and encodes 1527 amino acids. NCBI's taxonomy places the organism in Eukaryota, Metazoa, Chordata, Actinopteri, Spariformes, Sparidae.